Messenger RNA from Meyerozyma guilliermondii ATCC 6260, 654 nucleotides. RefSeq lists its product as uncharacterized. Gene Ontology annotation, cellular component: membrane; cytoplasm. NCBI's taxonomy places the organism in Eukaryota, Fungi, Ascomycota, Pichiomycetes, Serinales, Debaryomycetaceae. Bases 1 to 654 code for a protein of 217 amino acids. The record is from RefSeq and is a predicted model, not a curated record. The transcript has a single exon.
AUGGAUGCAAUAAAGCUCUCUGAUCUCCACGCCAAUGGUCGCCAUGCAGACUUGGAGAUGAGCACAGUCAUCUCCGAUCACGAUGACGAGCCCACUAAACUUCAUGGAGCAUCUGGACCUUUACGUCGACGGCUUUUUUUCAACAUUCUUGUAUCAGCAACACUCACCUUCACAAUUUAUUACAAUUAUCAGAAACUUAUCGACCGGCUGCAUCCACUUGUGGCCCCGGCAUUGCUCGGUAGCAUGUCGGCUGCUUUUGCUCAAACGAUGAAUCAAUAUUUGAAGAAAAAAAUCGACUUUAAUAGAAUUUUCAAAUUCAUGGUGUGGGGGUCGAUAAACGGGACAUUGACGGUACUUUGGAUUGAUCUACUCCUCAAUAGACUUGAUAGUGCGGUCUAUAGAAUAGUGGUGGAUCAAACAGUGGGAGCUCCUGCGUUUCAAGCUACAUUUUCCAUCCUUAAUUCAUUAUGGGAAACCGGUGAAUUGAUCUCCACCACUGCCAGGUCGUCGUAUUUAAGAUCACUUCGAUACAGCUACUGUUAUUGGCCCAUUUUCUCGGUAUGCCUGUUUCUUUUGGUACCGCCGCAAAUGAUGUUUCCUGCCAAUUGCUUGGCCAAUCUUUUGUGGAACUUGAUAUUGAGUCGAUUAACCUAA